This is a messenger RNA of Meira miltonrushii, 534 nucleotides long. RefSeq lists its product as uncharacterized. The record is from RefSeq and is a predicted model, not a curated record. The transcript has a single exon. NCBI's taxonomy places the organism in Eukaryota, Fungi, Basidiomycota, Exobasidiomycetes, Exobasidiales, Brachybasidiaceae. The coding region runs from base 1 to 534 and encodes 177 amino acids.
AUGUUGCAAGUUACUUUCUUCUCUGUCGCUUUCAUCUUUUUAGCAUGGAUGAACACGUUCUUUGAAGUUCAUGGUGAAGUUCGUCGUGUUGUUGUUGGACAUAACAUUUUCGGAGAUGAUCCGACGCCAACUUCACCACGUCGAGCAAGAGAAUUAGAAGAACAAGAUCGUGCAGAUUCUCGUAGAAAGAAAAUUGAAAAAGCACUUAAUUAUUCAAAAUAUGGAAGAAGCUAUACGCCAAGAAGAGAGCAUCUUUCAGGUGAAACGAAACGUAGAUAUGAUGUUCAUCGUCAUACUGAAUUCAGAUCUGCAGCUUCGGUAGAAUUGGCAAAUUUAGCCCUUACUCAGAAGCUCAAAGAGAAUGCAAAACCAGAAGAAAUACGUGCACAUCAACUCUUGAAACAUCAAGCCGCUCAAGUGCAUGUGACAGGCAGAGCUUUGCAAGAUUAUCAUAAUAAAGCUGCGAACAAUUUAUUGCCAGAACACUUACGUGAUGAGCAUGUACGCAAUCAACACUCACGCCAUCAGCGUUGA